UUUGUAACUUUAUGGCUUACUAUUUCCUAUGCAGCUUUUGGUAUGCCUCCGCAUGUUGAUACGCAGGUGCGUCUAUGAAAAUAUUACCAAGGACGAGAUUCAGAAGUUGUUCCCACAAGAGGUCUUACCUGAAUUGCAAAGGUUGCUCACAUUGCUGUUGCAGAAGUUUCAAAGAGAAUGGCGAGGAGAUGUUCUUAAGGAUCAGGUUUCUUUACCCCGUUUAAAGGCAAUGACAUGGAAUAUGGCAAAUCAAAAUCAAGAUUCCACUGAGCAUGCUGCUAUUAUUAAUCUGAAGCUUCAAGGUGAUACUCAAUCUCUAUCAGGAGAAACAGAAGUUAAAUUCCAGUUAGCAAAGGAAACUCUGGAAACAAUGUUGAAGUCCAUGUACUUUAUAAGAGACCAGUUGUCAAAUGUGGGUGAUGCCUCUAAUGGACAUGGACAAGCACAGGAAACUGUUAACACGUAAACAGUGGGAUACUGGGGCCAGAAAAACAGCAUGACUUGGUUAUAAUGAAAUAUCUGUACAAUAUAAGUUAGAUCUUAUUUUCAUAAUUCUAAAUUAUGUCUCUGCCUUGUUAUAAUGUAGUAUCUGUGUAAGUUAGAUCUUAUUUUCAUAAUUAUAAAUUAUGCCUCUGCCUUUCUGUUAGUAA
Phoenix dactylifera (date palm) is the source of this 650-nucleotide messenger RNA. NCBI's taxonomy places the organism in Eukaryota, Viridiplantae, Streptophyta, Magnoliopsida, Arecales, Arecaceae. The record is from RefSeq and is a predicted model, not a curated record.